ACAGCGCUACUCCGACCUGAGUCCUGUUCUGCCGUUUGAAAUGUUCUUAGUACCAGCCGCUCCUCUCUCUCUGCCCAUCUUUCUUCCCUUCUAAUCCAGCCGGUUGAACUAAGUCUUUUCCAUGGCACCGUGAGGUUAGCUGCUACCUGAGCCAAAUUUCUGUCUAAGAAGAAGAAGGUGCCCCCUGUGAGGACAGUGCUGCCCCGGCCUCUAACCCUCCCCUUAUCUGCCUCUGGAGAGAAACAGAGACGAAGAGACAUUUAGACCCGAUUCUACGGAAGCUUCAAACCUGCAUCCACGUCAAUCACGUCUUCACCGCUGGCUGCAGGACGGCCCUCGUGGCCGGGAUGCCGCUGUGUGCCCUGCCAGUCCACGGUGGAUCCUGAGGGGCAGGAGGAGGGCACUGAGUGUGGGAGGCUCAGAGGGCCCCAGCAGCCUGGAGACAUGAACCUGUGCUGGAACGAGAUCAAACGGAAGUCCCACAACAUCCGGGUGCGUCUGGAGGCCUUCUCAGACAACAGUGGGAAGCUGCAGCUCUCGCUGCAGGAGAUCAUCGAGUGGCUGACUGCCAAGGAUGAAGAGCUAUCUGAGCAGCUGCCUAUAGGGGGCGAUGCUGGGGCGGUGCAGCACCAGAGAGAGUUCCACCAGGCGUUCAUGGAGGAUGUCAAGUCUCGAGGGCCCUUCAUCUACUCGGUCCUGGAAUCGGCCCAGGCCUUCCUGGCUCAGCACCCCUUCCAGGAGCCUGAGGAGACCCUGGCUGAUGGGAAAGAAAUGUCUCCACGGAGACGCAUCCUCAACGUGAGUCGCUCCGUGUGGAAGCAGGCCAACGUGGCCAGUGACCUGUGGGAGAAGCUGACGGCUCGCUGCGUGGACCGUCACAGGCACAUGGAGCACACUCUGGAACGGCUGCUGCAGACCCAGGCUGCUAUGGAGGAGCUGGCGGUGGCCCUGGAGCAGGCGGAGGGGGUGCGGGACGCCUGGGAGCCCGUGGGAGAUCUCUUCAUCGACUCACUGCAGGACCACAUCGAUGCCACCAAGCUUUUUAAGGAUGAGUUGACCCAGGUGAAGGAGGGCAUGAAGCACAUCAACGACCUGGCCCACCAGCUGGCCAUCUCAGACGUCCACCUGUCCAUGGACAACGCACGGGCCCUGGAGCACCUCAACAGCAGAUGGAAGCUGCUGCAGGGUUCUAUAGAAGAGCGUCUGAAGCAGCUGCAAGAUGCUCACCGAGACUUUGGCCCCGGGUCCCAGCACUUCCUCUCCAGUUCAGUGCAGAUUCCCUGGGAGCGAGCUAUCUCCCCAAACAAAGUGCCCUACUACAUCAACCACCAGGCUCAGACGACGUGCUGGGACCACCCAAAGAUGACGGAGCUCUACCAGGCACUGGCGGAUCUAAACAACAUUAAGUUCUCUGCGUACAGGACAGCUAUGAAGCUACGGCGGGUUCAGAAGGCCUUGAGACUGGACCUGCUGACGCUGGGCAGCCUGGUGGAUGUGUUCCGGGAGCAGGACCUGCAGCAGGCGGAGCAUGUGAUGGACGUGGUGGAGGUGAUCCACGGGCUGACCGGCCUCUACGAGAGGCUGGAGGAGGAGAGAGCCAUGCUGGUCAACAUCCCCCUCUGUGUGGACAUGUGUCUCAACUGGCUGCUCAACGUCUACGACAGCGGUCGCAAUGGGAAGAUACGAGUUCUGUCGUUCAAGACCGGCCUGGUGAGCUUGUGCAGCGCAGACGUCCAGGAGAAGUACAAAUACCUGUUCAGGCAGGUGGCGGGUCCUAGCGGCCUGACGGACCAGCGUCACCUCAGCCUGCUGCUCCACGAGGCCAUCCAGAUCCCCCGGCAGCUGGGGGAGGUGGCCGCUUUCGGAGGCAGCAACGUGGAGCCCAGCGUCCGGAGCUGCUUCCGCAUGGCCCCGGGGAAGCCAGCCAUUGAGGUGGCCCACUUCCUGGAGUGGAUGAGUCUGGAGCCCCAGUCCGUGGUGUGGCUGCCCGUGCUGCAGCGCGUGGCCCUGGCGGAGGCCGCCAAGCACCAGGCCAAGUGCUACGUCUGCAAGCAGUGCCCCAUCAAGGGCUUCAGGUACCGCAGCCUCAAACAGUUCAACGUGGACAUCUGUCAGACGUGCUUCCUAACAGGCCGCACCACCAAGGGCAAGAAACUGCACUACCCCAUCAUGGAGUAUUACACCCCAACAACCUCAGGAGAGAAGAUGCGGGACUUUGCCAAGACGCUGAAGAACAAGUUCAGGUCGAAGCAGUACUUCAGCAAACACCCUCAGAGAGGCUACCUACCUGUUCAGUCUGUACUGGAGGCAGAGAACUCAGAGACGCCCGGCUCCUCUCCCAAGCUGCCUCAUGCAGACACACACAGCAGGAUCGAGCACUUCGCUAGCAGAUUGGCGGAGAUGGAAAGCCAGACUUGUUCCUUCUUCACAGAUAGCCUGUCACCUGAUGAAAGUCUGGAUGAAGAUCAGUACCUCCUGCGUCACUCCAGCCCCGCCCUGGAGCAGGACUCCCCCUGCGGUCAGCUCCUGCUGCUCACCCACCUGGAGGGCCAGGACAAGGACGAGCUGCAGCGCACACUGGCACGCCUGGAGAAUGAGAACCGGGUGCUGCAGGGGGAGUACCGCAGACUGAAGUGGAAGCACGAGGAGGCGGCGUCCUGCCCCCAGCUGACAGACGGGGCCCCAGGCUCCCCCUCAGAGGAGCUGCAGGACGAGGAGCUGCUCGCCGAGGCCCGGGUCCUGCGCCAGCACAAGACACGUCUGGAGACGCGCAUGCAGAUCCUGGAGGACCACAACAAGCAGCUGGAGUCCCAACUGCACAGGCUCCGGGAGCUGCUGCUCCAGCCCAAAGACGACUCUGAGGCCAACGGGUCAGAACCCUCGACCUUGUCCUCGCCCGUGUCUGGGGGUGGCCACCAGGGGGAGGCUGUGAGCAGAGAGACCACUGAUACUGAGACAGCAGGAGAUGACAUGGACCAUGAACAUGACACAGUGCUGCAGCUUCAGGAAGUCAUUGAGCAACUUAGAAACGUCUUUCCAUCAGAACCAGGCACGACUUCACUCAUCUGACCCAGGGAUGGUCCUGGAGAGCAGAGUGAAGCAUGCUGGGCGUCCUGAUGGCCUGGGCUGCUUGUGGCUGUGGGUAGGGCCUGAAGCCCCACACUAAAUCCUCUCCUGGACCUCUGUGUGCACUAACAGUCCAGGCUAAAGGCUAAAGCUAACGUCCAGCCACCGCACUGUGCCUGCUAACCCAGCUGCGGCUAACGUUAGCAGGCAGUACAGCCAAGACACUGUGUUGACCCGAGUUAAUGGAGGCUAAGGCAGAAACUGUGUUAGCUAAUGAGUUAUUAGCUAGCGUUAGCGUCCAUCCAAGACACUGUGCUAACCAGCGUCUGUGUAGUCGCCCGAGGUGUGAAGCUUUAUAUCAGUACACAGCACAACAAGGACCUUCCACAGAAAGGACUUACAUGAUGCAAAAAGGCAGGAGGAUUUCCUCUAGUUUUUUUUCCUGUCAGAAUGCCAGUAACUUUAGUAUGUUUGUGAGUUUUUCCAUUUCAAAUGCAUUUCAAAACGUAUUUUUCUUUUCUUAUUUUGGAAUAGGAUGGUGGUGGUUGUGGUGGGGGGGCGGGUGGUGAUGAUGCAUGUGAGAAUGGACUUCAUGUGGCUCAGGCUGACUGCAGGGUCUGUAGCUGUGCCGUGGAGCACAGAGAGCAGAGCAGGUUGCUGCGGAGCAGGUGGGACCCUCAACAAGGUUAUUUAUUUAUUAUUUUUUUCCAUGGGACUCACACAACAUCAGUAAGACCUAUGAUUUAUUUAGGACAGCCAAAGUGUCCGCCAGUGAAGCGUUUCUCUGCGCACACACACACACACUCAAACACACACACACACACACUCACAUACACAGUUCCUCUGAUCUUCCUAAAGUGUCCAUGUCUCAAACUGCUCCUGUUUCACUGUCACAGUUAGCGCACAUCACAAAUACACACACUCACAUACCUAUGCAUGCCUGCAGGCACACACACACACACACACAGUGGUGAGGAACAGAAUGCACUGUUGCAGCUCUUUGCCUGACAGGGUUCAGGGACUGGCUUUAUAGACAGAAGCCAUUUUUGUUCAGUGGGUUUUGUGGAGAUGGGUGUCUGCAGCUAAACGGCAGGCUUAUUGUGAGCUUUUACCCCUGCUGCGUGCACAGAAGGACUGGCCCCUCAGGCCCAAGAGCUGCUAGACUGCCUUUCUUUCCCCUCCCAUGGCGCCAUGGGGGGCAGGGAGGGAUCCCAGCGCCAUAUUGUGGCCCCAUCCUGAAACAACGCCGGGCUCCUUUCCCCUAGAUAUAAGCAAGCAAGGAUGCUGGCAUUUCACCAUUCCCCUCCUGGCCUUGAAAGAAUACUCACCUAUCGUUGUUAUUGACCACACUCUCUUGCUGUGCUUUCAAUCCCAAAAUGCCGAGGGUGUUCGAGCUGGGCUCUAGCCAUAAUGCGCCUCACAAGGGUCCCAUGACAACCCUGUCUAGAUAAGAGCACAGUCGACUUGCCUUAACAAGACAGAACCCACUGACCAACUGUCUCUGUGUUCUUCCUCUCCCUCUCCUUCUUUCAUAUCUGUGACUCAUCUGUCUGAAGUGUCAGAACUGAUCUUAUGCAAGCCUUGAUAUCACUCUUCAUUCUCAUAUUUGGAGAUUUGCAUCAGGGCCUUUUGUGCUGCGUUGUGUUGAGGGUCCUGCAUGUCGUGCGGUGGGAGAUCCUGGUUGUGUAACCGGGUAUUUGAGGGUCAGAGGAAGCGAGAGGUUUAGAACCACGACCAGGCACCUGAGAGACUAGUUAAAGAGGUUUAGAUCAAACUGAGGAAAGGUUGAGAAGGCGGAGGAGGUGGAGGGCUUCUUCCCACAGGGGAGAAGAUCUUGGAGACAAGAGAGGAAAAAGGAAGAAAAUACUAAAUGUACCGCUGCUGGGCUGAGCUGAGCAGAGCCUUCCACUUUGAUGUCCCUGCCACAGCAGACCUUCCAAAGAGCCGAGUUUCUGGAAGGAGGAGCAAUCGCUCUCUCUGUUUCUCACCAGCUAUUAUGACCCAGCAGCAACAGGAAGAGGUUGUCUAUGCAGUUUCAGAAUGUCUUGAUUCCUCUUUUCCGACUCGUUUUAAGACAUCCUGAACUUAUUAUGAGGUACAUUUGACUUGAGAAUCCCUGCGCUGCAUUCGCCAGGCUGUCCCUCCAGGCAUAGCGCUCACAUUUGACACCGUUCAGCAGCGCGCUGUCUGUUUGUUUUGAUGCGGUUGCUAGGGAACCGUCCCCAAGGACGCCACGCCGCAGGUUGCGAGUCGAAGAGGUGGGGCGCCAUUCAUAAUGGAAAUGCUAAUAACCACAUGGGAAAGAGA
This is a messenger RNA of Hypomesus transpacificus, 5373 nucleotides long. It is a transcript of the gene drp2, whose product is annotated as dystrophin related protein 2. NCBI's taxonomy places the organism in Eukaryota, Metazoa, Chordata, Actinopteri, Osmeriformes, Osmeridae. Gene Ontology annotation, molecular function: zinc ion binding; protein binding. Bases 445 to 3069 code for a protein of 874 amino acids. Gene Ontology annotation, biological process: synaptic signaling. Gene Ontology annotation, cellular component: plasma membrane. The record is from RefSeq and is a predicted model, not a curated record. The transcript has 25 exons.